AUGUUAAGUAAAACAAGAUUCAGAAUAAAUGAGAAAUGGAAAAGGUGUUACAGCAGUGUAGCUGAAAGGAUAAGUAAAGAAGAUGACUCAAUAAUUAACUACAAAAUGGUAUUAGGGUUAAAACGAAUAGACAUUUUUAAUUUAUCUUCAUUAUGUAGAGACUUUCAUAAUAUCUUUAGAAUAGAUAAAUAUCAACUAUUAAAAUAUGCUAAUGAUAUAUUACCGUAUGUUAAAUAUUUAAGGACAAGUGAAAUAGUAAUGAUUUUGCAUCAUUAUACUUUUAUAAAUUAUAACAAUCAUCAAUUUUAUAAUACACUUUGGACACAAAUAAUAAAUAAGUUGCAUGAUAUGGAUUGUAAAGAACUAGCACUUAUUAUUUACAGUAUGGGGAAAAUAAAAUAUAUGAAUAAAGAAAUGAUUUUAUUUUUUGAAAAAGAAAUAAAAAAAUGGGCAUCAAAAUUAACAGGAAGAGAUUGUUCCUUAAUAUUAAAAGGAAUGAAAAAUUUAAAUUAUGACAAUGAGCAAAUCUUUUCAUUAAUAUAUGAAAGAAUAUUAAAUAUUACUGAUCAACUUAACUUGUUAGAUAUAUGUAUUAUUUUAAAUACACAUAGUAAAUGUAAAAAUAUAAAUAUACGUGUAUUCGAAAUUUUAUUAAAUAAAUCCUUAACAUUUUAUUCUUCUUUUAAUGAACAGUGUAUAGGAUCUAUCUUAUGGAGCAUCAGCAAUGCGAACAUCAAAGCGGAAAAAUAUUUCGCUUUGUUAUCCUUAAGGUUGCGCCUACUUAUGCACAAGAAGCUGCUUAGGGAAGGACACAUAAGGGGGCAAGAAGACACCACUGGUGCCCACGGCAAGAGUGACAACAGUAUUAGUAGAGUCAGUAGUGACAACAGUAUUAGUAGUGGUAGCCGUGUCAGUAGUGACAACAGUAUUAGUAGUGGUAGCCGUGUCAGUAGUGACAACAGUAUUAGUAGUGGUAGCCGUGUCAGUAGUCCGAACUGCACGCAUAAUGAAGAUAGCGACUCUUACGAUAAUAGCAGCUUAACUGUAAGCUCUCAAAAGGGUAAUACAGAAAAAAGUGAAUCGGGGAUGUACUAUGGGAAUAAUAAAAAUAAUUUGAGGGAUAAAAUUGUUUCUUCUGAUAAAGCAAAAUGUACAGAUAUUAACAACGUUAAUAGCGGCACAGUUAGUAGUGGACAUGCCAGUCGUAGCACCUGUGAAGAAUAUGUUAAAGAUGAAAUGCUUGAAGAUAACCUAUCUGAGGACACAAACAUCUUAUGUGAUAAUACUGAAGAUACAAACAAUUUGAAUUUUCAAAUUAAUCCUAAUAGUCGAUGUAAAUAUGAAAAUGUAAUACCAUCAAUUAUUUAUUCCUACGGCAAACAAAGAACAUAUAUGAAACAUCAUAUUAAUUUUGACAAAAGUUUGUACAAUUAUAUAAUGAAUAGUUACAAUAUAGAAGAAGGUAUUAACAAUGCACCACUAGAUACAUUAUACAUAUAUGAUAUUUCUAGAAAGAUUUUAAAAAAUAAUAAUAUUUUUAAUAAUAAUGCGAAUGAGAAAAAUAAAAAAAAUAAUAAAAUAGUAAAAUAUCAUACCAAAAAGAAUUAUUAUAAAGAUAUUAUAUAUAUAAUAAAUAAUUAUCUAAUAUUUUUUCUAAAUAAGGUGCAUUACAAUGACUUAAAAAAUGUGUUAUAUGGUAUAGCAAAAAUUGAAAUGUCUAUUAAUAAAAAACUAUAUCAUAAUAUAUUCGAAUUAGUUAUUAUUUAUGUAAAACAAAAUAUGUAUAAAAGUUAUGAACUUAUUAAUUUAUCAAGAUCUCUGUCCUUGUUACCACAUGUAAAAGAAGAUGUAUGGAAAUGUGUUUUAGAUUAUUAUAAAAAUAACUUUCUUUCAAACACAAGUGUAAAAAAUAAUUCUUAUUUAUUUUAUAUCGUUUCCUUUGUAAAAAAACUACAAAAUAAUUCAAAUUUUCAUUUAUAUUUAAUUGAACAUAUAAAUAAAAAAGCUCCAACUAUAUCUAAAGAUGAUGUAAUACACAUAAUAAGGGGAUUAAUAAAUCUUCAUUAUUACCAUAAUGACUUAGUUAAUAAUGUUUCCAUUUUUAUUGAGAAGAAUUACCAGUGUUUUAACUUGAUCGAUAUUGUUUAUAUAUUAAAAUACUUUACAUCGAUGAAAUUCCGGCAUGUUAACAUUUUUUCCUUAUUUGCCUUAACAGUUCAGAAAAAUAAUAUAACUUGUAAUUACUCAAUCAUUUCAACAAUAGCAUCCUUCUAUCUGCAGAUGGACAUAUUUCCAAAAGCAAUUGAGGAUGUACUACUGCAAGAAAAGAAAAAUAGUGAACGGAACUUUAAAACGGAGGAGAUUUAUUGUGAUGAGGAAUAA
Molecule: messenger RNA, 2382 nt
Organism: Plasmodium malariae
Lineage: Eukaryota; Apicomplexa; Aconoidasida; Haemosporida; Plasmodiidae
Product: conserved Plasmodium protein, unknown function
Exons: 3
Coding region: 1-2382 (793 amino acids)
Source: RefSeq, a predicted model, not a curated record